Messenger RNA from Dicentrarchus labrax (European seabass), 1904 nucleotides. RefSeq names its product olfactory receptor 10A3-like. Bases 761 to 1696 code for a protein of 311 amino acids. Gene Ontology annotation, molecular function: olfactory receptor activity. The transcript has a single exon. Gene Ontology annotation, biological process: G protein-coupled receptor signaling pathway. Lineage: Eukaryota; Metazoa; Chordata; Actinopteri; Moronidae. The record is from RefSeq and is a predicted model, not a curated record. Gene Ontology annotation, cellular component: membrane.
UCUGGAUCAUUACAGAGUGGAGGCUUAAUCCACCGAUCUCAUUUUAACAUGCUUGUUAAAACGUAAUGUUUUGUGCAAACAUGAUUAUUGAUUGAAUCUUGAAACCUGAUAUUUUGAUGUAUUCGAUAUAUAUCUAAACAGUGUGCUUCAUCUGAAUGCACACAGAUCAUGCAGUAAUACUAAUCUAAAAUAACUAAUCUGAACAUGUGCAUUGAAAUGUGUGCUCUGCUUUUCCAAUGACAUCUGUUAUUCAUAUCCAAGCUGUGACAAAUGAGCUAAGUAGUAUAAUAAGGUCUGGCUCAUUUACCUUUGGGUGUAUUUGUGCACACAAUAUUAUGUGACAGUACAGUAGGAAAGGAAAGGAUACUUUGAUUCUCACUUAUAUUUUACUUACCUAAAAUGUGAUUAUACUGUAUGUUGUCAUGGACAAGUUUUAUUUAACUCAGUAAGUAUGUUUCUUGUCCAUCACUCUCUCCUGUUUGUUCUGUGCGUCCAUCUCUCUUUUUGUUUCUGUUGUGCAGACAUGAACAAGCUGAUUAACAUGCAUGCAUUUUCAUUACUAUGAUUAACUAGGUUGAACCUUGGUUCUGAAUGUGGUACAUCUAGCUUUGGAUAUAUUUUUGAACACAUUUUUAUGUGCAUAGGAAACGAAAGGAUACCUUGAUUCUCAUUUCAUUUUUACUUGCCUAUCAUUUAAUUAUACUGUAUAUUGUUUCUUGUUCUGUGUGUCCGUCUCUCUUUUUGUUUCUGUUGUGCAGACAUGAAGAGCAACAACAGCCUAAAUCCUGUCUAUUUCCAGUUGACUCUGUUUGCAGAUUAUGGGUCCCUCAGAUAUCUGUUCUUCAGUCUGUGUCUGUUGGUCUACAUGACUAUAAUCUCUGCUAACGUUGUCAUUAUUCUGACAGUCUGCCUGGAGAAGUCUCUGCAUCAGCCCAUGUACAUCUUUAUCUCUUUUCUGUCUUUAAACUCUCUGUACGGCUCAGCCGGCUUCUUCCCCAGGUUUCUGAUGGACAUUCUGUCUGACACUCAUUUCAUCUCACGUGCAUCUUGUUUCAUCCAGAUAUAUGUUAUUUACACAUAUGUAUCAUUUGAGCUGACACUUCUCGGCAUCAUGGCCUAUGAUAGAUUGGUUGCUAUUUGCCAGCCUUUACACUAUCACAGUAAAAUGAACUUCAGGAUGGUGAGGAAUCUUAUCAUAUUUGCUGUGGUCUACCCUGUAUUUGCUAUUGGUAUCUGUCUCCAUCUUACUGUCCGAUUGCCUUUGUGUGGAAAUAAACUGCACAGGCUUUUCUGUUCUAACUGGCCUGUAGUGCAGCUCUCCUGUGUGGACACAAGUCUGAACAACAUAGUAGGUCAGUUUGUUACAGUAACAACCAUCUUCAUCCCCCUGUUCUUUGUCCUGUACACCUACCUUCGCAUUCUGCUGGUUUGCAAGAGAAGCUCGUCUGAAUUCAGAGGAAAGGCGUUACAAACCUGCCUGCCUCACAUUGUGACAUUUAUGACCUAUUCUUUCUCUCUGUUCUGUGAGCUUUCAUUGACUCGAUUUGAGGGUGAUAAACUGAAUCCAGUCAUCACAGUAGUUUUAACUUUAGAGUAUUUGAUCAUUCCCCCAUUUAAUAACCCUCUAGUUUAUGGCCUGAAUCUGCCUCAAAUAAAAGGAGCCAUAUUUAGAUUUCUGAAGCAAAAUUUGUGCUAAAAUGUAAAACUCAGAUUUGAUUUGAUAGGAUUGUAGGUGUGUAUGGUAUGAAUUUGGAUGUUAAAUGUCUGUUGUAUUUUCUACUUCUAACUUCAUAUGUUGCUCAAUUUGUCUUUGUGUUAUGAACCAGUUGACCUUUGUAAUUAUAACCCUGGAAUGUGAAGACAAAUAAUAAUAAUAACAAUAAACAAGACAUUGCUGAGGUUGA